GCAGGCACACAGCAGCCGCGGGUGCCGAAUCACCGCGUUUGGUUGUGUUCUUUUUGGUGGCGCGAAGUGAGCGCGGUACCUUUUGUACAGUGCGGACGUGGGGACCACGCGUCGUCGUCUUCGUCGUCUUGUGUGCGUGGAAAGGAAAAGAGGGGGGCCCCCUGCUUGUCCCGAGUGCGCUGUGUUCCAUGCUUGAUCGACGGGGCCUGGUUUUGGUUCCCGCAUGUGGGGUGAGCAGUGCGGUGAGCGCGUCGUCGUCUCGGGCGGCCAAGAAGGCCUAAGCGGGCUCUCUUUGCGGCCAGCGGCGUGAGAAAAGAAGCGAGCGCGCUCACGCGCGCGAGCCGCGCGCGAGCCGUGCCGCCGCCGCUUUCCGCGGCCCGCGAUGAUGUGUGGUCGGCUGCGCCGGCGGGCGGCAGUGGCUCGCGAGGCCGGCCCCGCCGUAGCUGCCCAAUGAAGCGUCGCGGUGGUGGGCGGCGUGCGUCCGACGGCAGCCAGCGUGUUCUCGUUCCCGCUGUUCGGAGGACCCAAGGGGCCCCUCGGCUCCGUGCUGCCGCCGGCGGCUCGUGGCAUGACGUCGGCGGCGCCGAAAGCGGCGGGGCCCCCCAUGAGCGGCGCGGGGCCUCCGCCCAUGCCGGACCUGAGCCACCUGACCGAGGAAGAGCGCCGAAUCAUCGAGUCCGUCAUGGCUCGACAGAAGGAAGAGGAAGACCGAGAGAAGGAGAUCCUCAAGAAAAAGCAGGACGAGGUGCAGUUGCUGGAGACGGCCAUCGGCCAGCGCAGCGCCGAGCAGCGCAAGCUGGGCGCCGAGCUGGAGGCCACCUGCCAGAUCUGCCUCAAGACCAAGUUCGCCGACGGUAUCGGGCACAUCUGCAACUACUGCAGCAUACGCUGCUGCGCCCGCUGCGGGGGCAAGGUCACGCUACGUUCAUCCAAGGUCAUCUGGGUCUGCAUCCUCUGCCGCAAGAAGCAAGAACUGCUCAUCAAGACCGGCCAGUGGAUACACGGGGGCUCGCAGCUGGUGCCGCCCACCGCGGGAGGGCUGCCCGGAACAGGCGCCAGGGGGCGCCUAGAGCGAGCCCAUUCUGCCGAAAAGGACAACUACACCGGCCACCCGGCAUCCAUGCCAAUGGGUCUUGUGCGGGGAGGAAGUCUGCAACGGUUAGGAAACCUCGGAGGGCGGGAGCUUCGGCGGCAGUAUUCUUCACAGGAGCCGUGUCUUGGCGACCGGCGCCUGUCCGGCUGUGACCCACACAUGCGCUCGUCGCGGGAACCCUCGCCCGAGCGCCGGUGGCCACCUCGGCUACAGCCACAGCCGGGUCAGCCCUUCGCACCGCACCUCAUGCAACAGCAACAGGGCCCUUCCAUGCAGGGAGGCCUCUCCCAGCAGCAACAGCAGCAGCAGCCGCCGUCCCUGCAGAGCGCGCAGGCCGGCGGCAUGCACCACAUGCAGCACACUGUGACGGGCCUUCAGCCUCAGCAGCAGCCGCAGCCCCAGCAGCAGCAGCGGCGCAAGGUGGACUCCGUGGUGCGCAAUGACUCGCUGAGCUCGGACCAGUCUGAGUGCGUGCGGCCGCCUCCGCCCAAGCCGCACCGGCACAAGCGCGGACGCAAGAUGCGCCAGCGCUCGCUCAGCUCCUCGGACGACGAGGCCCGCUCCACGCCGGACUGCUCCAGCUGCGAGGAGAGCGAGAGCGUCAGCGAAAAAGGUGACUGCGCGUAUGCGCCGCGCGUGCCCCCCGUCGGGGGCGUGGCGGCGAGCGUGCCUUACGCAUACGCCACGGCGACUACUCCCAAGGGCGGCGGCUGUAGCGCGGGCAGCGGCUCCGUCGACACGUGCCGAAAGAAAACGGUGCGCUUCAAUCGGGACCACGGAGGCUGCAGGGACGCGCUCACCAAGGACUCGGGCAUUGACACCAGCAGUAGUGCGACGCUGAACGAGGACUUGUGCCUCAAGCACCCGGCUUCGUGGAAGCCCUCGGCGGAUGGCACGCGCAUGCUGGGUCACAUGGUGCUGAAGAAGAACCUCCAGGAGGGAGGCAGCUCGAGCGCCGCCAUCUUGGGCCUCAAGGUGGUUGGCGGAAAGAUCCUCGAAUCCGGCAAGUUGGGCGCUCUCGUCGAGAAGGUCAAGAAGGGCAGCGUCGCCGACACCGUCGGACACCUCAGGCCUGGAGACGAAGUCUUGGAAUGGAACGGUCGGUCACUUCAAGGGAAAACAUACGAGGAGGUCUACGACAUCAUAUCAGAAUCUAAGCAGGAAAUGCAAGUCGAGCUCGUCGUUUCCAGGCCACUCAGCGAUGCUGGAAGAGGAGACAUAUCGGACAGAAAUAUGAGGAGACACGUUUCCGGACCCAGCACGGGGAGCACCGCACGGCGAGACGUGAGGAAGCACGACUACUCAGACCGGAGGCCCAGCGUUACGGUGACGCCCGGCUCCCCCACGUUAGGCCACAGACCUCGACGUUCUCCAAUACUUGGCGGACGCAUCCGGAUCAAACUCUGGUACGAUGCUCAAUCCCUGCAGUUAGUUGUUACAAUUGUUUGUGCCACAGAGCUUCCACCGCGAUCUAAUAACCAAGCCAGGAAUCCCUAUGUAAAAAUGUUCCUGCUCCAAGAUAGAAGUGAAAAGAGUAAAAGAAGAACAAAGACCAUCGCCAACACGAAUGAGCCCAAGUGGAACCAAAGUUUCGUGUACGCUCCACUGCGGAAAAGUGACUUAAUAAACCGAGCCCUGGAGGUGACCGUCUGGGACUACGACCGAUACGGCGCCAACGAUUUUCUCGGAGAGGUUGUGAUUGAAUUGGCUACGGCGCCUUUAGGUGGAGAUGGCGAAUGGUACCCCUUAACCAGUCACGAGGAAAGCUUAGGUGUACAGUAUAAAAAUCGCAACAUGUACCUGGAUACGGAAGGUACGAGCUCAGUGACGUCAUCAGAUCGCCUCUCACCACCAUCCACGAUAUCAAGGCUCUCCGACAGCGACCUGUCCGAAAUUGACUACGACGAUGCCAUCCCCAUCCUCAGAGACCGUCGCAGCCUGGAGGGCCCGAGCCUACCAGCGUCGGCGGGCAGCCCCCCGCUGGAAGAGGAGUUCGGCGAGCGGCCCACGCGUCGGGACAUGCCUCACCGGCGCCACCGUUCGGGCUCCGUGGUGCUCCCCGGCGGAGGAGGCAGGGAGCCGCAGCAGUCGCUGUACCGAGUGCCUUCCCGGUCGCUGGGCUCCGGACCCAUGGGCGGCCGGCUCAUGCAGUCCAGCUCCAGGUCGCUGUCGCCGCCGGACAUAAGGCCCCGGCUGCCUCCGCACGACGAUCGCAUGCCCGGCAUGGUUGGCCGGGUGUCCCACUCCCUGGGCGGCACGCCGACGGGCACGCCUACGCCUAAGAAGCGCCACCUGCCCCAGGUGCCACCUCCCGGUGCGCGUAGGGCGCCCGGUACCAGCCGGGACCAGAUGACCCUCGACAUGGAGGAACGCGCCCGACAGCUCAAGCUCCAGAUCAAGCAGCGCCGAUCCGGCACAAUGACACCGGUCGGCAUGUACUCGGACAGCGAGGUGAGCCUGCGACACCACCAGGCCCUGGAGCACGCGCACCACCACCACCGCGGAGGUGGCCUGCCCCCGCCCGCCCUGCAGAGGGGCCGUGGUCCCUCGCAUCACCACCGGGGCGGUGGCAGCCGGCUAGCCGCCGGUCUGGGUCUGGGCGGUUCUAUGCUCAGCCCCGAAGGGGGCGCCGAGGGCGGCGCCGCCGGCGAGAGCGACGGCUCGGAGACCAGCUCCGUGUCCAAGUUCUCCGUCACCAGUGCCUUCUCCACGCAGUCCGAGCGCCCCAGGAGUAGCAGGACGCUCAGCGAGUUCACGACGCGCAUGCAGAGCUACGGGCCCGUGCACCCGGUUCGCACGGCGCCCAGCGGCGCGACGCUGGGCCGCACCCACAGUGAAGAGGAACCCACCAGCAUCGAGAAAGUGGACGGCAGCCUCUCGGACACGGCUGUCGGCUCGCUCACGGAAAAGGCCGCCGACCGGCUACUCAGCGCGAAUGUUCGCCUUCCGCCCAGCCAGAAGAAGCGGCUGGGCUUUCGCAAGAAACGGUCGUCGACCUUCAGCGUGCACCGCAGCGAGGAAGUGGCGCCCGAGGAGGUGCGCCACCUGGUGCGGCAGGCCAGCAGCGUAUCGUCCGACGGGGAAGGGAGCUUGAGUGGAGACAGCGCCACGUGGCUGCCUUCGCUCAGGCUCGCAGCCGACGGCGGCGAGUUCGCCAAGUUCGUCGACAAGCUGGGGCCCGGCCAGCUGGUAGGCCGCCAGGCGCUCGCCUCGCCCAUCCUAGGCGAGCUGCAGGUCUCACUCUGCGACCGGCGCACGCACCUCGAAGUCGAGGUCAUACGUGCCAAGGGACUGCAGCCCAAGCCCGGCGCCAAAAUGCUGCCAGCACCUUAUGUCAAGGUGUACCUCAUCAACGGCAGAAAAUGCAUAGCAAAGGCGAAAACGGCAACAGCUCGACGAACUCUAGAUCCACUUUACCAGCAGGUGCUAAUAUUUAACGAAGAUUACCGAGGUUGUGUCCUUCAGGUGACGGUUUGGGGCGAGUACGGGCGCAUGGAGAAGAAGGUGUUCAUGGGCGUGGCUCAAAUAGUGCUCGACGAGCUGAACCUGGCCAACAUGACCAUCGGCUGGUACAAGCUGUUCCCGCCAUCGUCACUGGUCAGUGUCGCCGCGGCCGCCUCCUCUUCUUCGCAAGGAAACUCGCUCGCCUCCAUGGACAGUUUCGGCUGACAAAGACAUACGCAGCCGCGAGGCGACAACGCCAAGCGGCGCUACCAUGGCACUACAACAAGUAGGGGACACAGGGGCACCCGAGCACGGCAGUGCGGACAAUUCCCACCGGGUUCGCGACGAGGACGAAGAGUGGUUGCAGCAGCCAUCGCCGCCAUCAUCGUUGUUGUGACUGUGCAGGAAAUGACUCACAGUGGGGAGGGCAGAGAGACUCUGUGGUGCGAUCUCUUAGCUCCGCGGUGGCUGACCAGAGGUGCAGAAGGAACCGUACAAAAGGAGACACACACACAACAAAAAAAAAAAACCACGAGGGAUGCCCGACGAAGAAAGGAGGGUGUGACACCGAUGCGGUGUCGCUGCUGCCUUGUACUUCUCGCUCGAGCCCCUCCACACACCACCCGACAACUUGCUCUCUCACCCAGGCGCCUCCCACUUCCUCUCCCCAAAAUCCCCAAAGUAGAAACAAAAGAAACACAAGCGCGGGCAGACAGGCGAGAAUACUCUCGCUCGUUGCCCGGCCACUGAACAAAAAAGAAAGACAACGCCCGGCAGUUUUUUUUUCUUUCUUUUCCUUUUCGUGGGAAAAAAAACACACUUACACACAGGUAUGUGCGUGAGGGCAGCAAAAAAAAAAGCUCGAAAGAGAGAGAGAGGGUGAGGAAGUGAGAGCUGUUUUCUGCAGCAAAAGAUGCUCAGAUUCAAUAGAUAUAUAAAUACUAUACAUAUGUGCAAAUCGGAACUUUCCAAGCAUGGUAUCUCUCUCUCUACUUGUUGGCCUUCCGUUGAUUUUAUAAGCGUAUCUAUUCCUCCAUUUCAACAUUCUGUUUGUUUUCCUCCUUACAUUUCAUUCGAUAGAUGCUCUUUCUCGGUUUUUAUAUUUUCUUUAGGUAAAAAAAAAUAAAACAGGAGGGACGGAAGCAAGUUUUACUUUCAAGCUUCUCUCAAGUCUCGAGGGAAAGUGCCUGUUAUGCUCUGUGCAUACGUCUGUCUGUAUCUUGUGCUGUUUCUAUAGGAUGCCUAGGAAAAAGAACUGUCCAUGUACUAACCUGAUGGAACCGUGUGCGUGCAUGGGCUGGAAAAGUGUCAUCACUCAUUGUUGAUCACAUCAUCUUGUGAAAUACUAUAUAUACAUAUAUAAAUAUAUAUAUAUAUACACACACACAUGUAUAACACAUAAUGCUGUUCUUAUCUGCCGUUUCUUGUUUCUGUUCCUUUUUUCAUUUAGGCAUUGUUAUACAUGACGACUGCUCUAAGAAGACAUCGCUUCGACGCGUUUUUUCUUCUUGUUCUGUUGACAAGUGCUGUUGUGUGAUGCAAGUGUGAGGAGCGAGAGGAGAGACGAAAAAAAAAAUAAGGUUGUUGGUUCUUGCAAACUCUUUUUCCCAUCAAUGCUGUGCUUUGUUCUUGCUUUUCACAUGUGGUUGCUGUUUUCUAUUGCCCACACAAGACGACUACUUCUUCUACUACUACUAUACUACUACUACUACUAUUACUGCUACUACUACCAACAAGAGAAGCGACUGUCUGCUCUUAGUUGAUUUUUUUUUUCCGUUUCCUUCUUAAACCUCCUCUGCUGAAUCAAAAUGGAAAGAAAAGAGAGAUGCCAGUUUCGAGUCAUUUCUUACAAUACGACAUCACACCUUCGAGUUUUUUCGUCUCCGUAGGAAAGGUUCCAGUUUCAGCAGUCCGAUAACGUGGAUUUCGCUGCACACAUAGGCUCACCUGCUAAAUAAACCCUCGGCUUCACAGCUCUGGUCUGAAGCUGGGACAUUGUAAUGCAAGACAAAGGUUAACCCGUUGCAAAUUACUCUGUCUCCAUUUGUUACUGCUGAUCUUGUUGCCUUGUUCACAAAGUAAAAAAAAAGAAAGCUAUUCUGGUAGAGGAAUACGCAACUUUGGUUGUAACAAAAGUGAGACCGCAUUUUUUAAAUUUUUUGCUGUACCUCUCCAUUACAGCCGUAACUUACGUUUCGAGUUUUUUUGUUGUUGUUGUUGUCUGUUUUCUAAUGAGUCCUCAUACUUUCAGACAUACUACUAGAGUAUUACUACCGCCAUUUACACUUCUACAGCUACUGUUGCUACAAGCUCCACUGUUAUGAGAACAUGGGAGAAGAUUGUGAAUCACAUGACGUGUAUGGCAGCCCUGCUCCUUUUGUUUUCCCCCUUGGUAGCAUCUACCUCAUCGGCAGGGUAUUAUUUCAGAAACAGUACAGCUCACGGAAGGAAAUCAGUAAAAGCAAUCUGCUGCAGCCCAAGAACUGCAGGAGAAUACAGUAAGCGAGCCUUCUUAUUUCUCUCGCGUCCACACCUCGAAAAUGAAAACUGAAGUGUUUGUUUCUCUCAAUAGAAAGAGCACCAAGGUGCACUGGAAUACACAUGUUUUUAAAAAAAAUCGCAAGAAACCUAACUGAAUAUGAAGGAAAAAAGACUGCUUCUAGCGUAGAAAACCCCAGAAACACGCAUUCAAUUCUGCGAGCGAAAAAAGAAAAAAAAAAUUGCAGACCCGGUAAUCAUUAUCCACAGAACUGCACGCAAGUGGCAGACUGUAAUCCCAAACAAUAUAUAAAUAUUAUACAUAUAUAUAUGAAUAUAUAUAUAUACACACACGUGUAAUAUACAUAAAAAGAUGCUCUACGCUUCGCAUACUAGGUACACCCGCAGCCAAAUUUGGAGAAACCAAAUACGAGUACUGCUUGCCACACUUUUUCUCACGAUACACGUAAAGUUCUUCCAUAUCACCUCAUAGGUUGUCCUUCGAAAUCAUCUUUUUCUGCUGGCCGAAGCAGCAUGUUUGCUCGAGCAUGAAAAAAAAAAAAAGAAGACGGGAGGAGAGGAGUGAAACGAAGAGAUUGUGUUAUUUUACGAAUAACUAACAAGUUGUGCUUUUUCAAGCUUCUGUCGAUAGUUGGCGCGGUUAUGCGAGUAGUGCAAAAAAACAGAACUACCAUUGUGCAACAACUGCAUCAUUCCUUCAUUCUCAAACUUGUUUUCUGUUACAUUUCUUCGACAAACCUUUUUGUUUUAUUGUUUUUUUUUACUUCAUUACUUCCGUUUUCCAUUUCUCUCCUUGCUUUGGGCUUACUUAGAACGCCCACAAGUAAGAAAUACAUGGAUAUUUGUGAUAUAAAUAUAUCCGUGUGCCGUGUUGAGAAAAAAAUUGUGGAAAAAAAGGAACACUUGGUAGGAUUGGGACUUGUGGUGCAGUGAUGUUGCUGAUGCAUUUUGUAUACUGUACCAAUACAGUUUGCCUUUUUGAUCUUUAAAAGCA
Molecule: messenger RNA, 8030 nt
Organism: Rhipicephalus sanguineus (brown dog tick)
Lineage: Eukaryota; Metazoa; Arthropoda; Arachnida; Ixodida; Ixodidae
Gene: Rim
Product: regulating synaptic membrane exocytosis protein 2
Exons: 21
Coding region: 569-4762 (1397 amino acids)
Biological process (GO): regulation of synaptic plasticity; intracellular protein transport; calcium ion-regulated exocytosis of neurotransmitter
Cellular component (GO): presynaptic membrane; cytoskeleton of presynaptic active zone
Molecular function (GO): small GTPase binding; transmembrane transporter binding
Source: RefSeq, a predicted model, not a curated record